Klebsormidium nitens is the source of this 1284-nucleotide messenger RNA. Lineage: Eukaryota; Viridiplantae; Streptophyta; Klebsormidiophyceae; Klebsormidiales; Klebsormidiaceae. The record is from the annotation of a GenBank genome assembly.
AUGUAUGUCCUAGGAGUUGCGGCAAACCUGAUCUCGGAGCGGAAGGGCGCCGCGCCGGGGGAGGACGCGUGUUUGUUCCUGAGAAAGCCGGAAACGGCCGAGCUGUGGCACCGACGGAUGGGGCAUGCCGGGUAUGAGAACUUGGCGAAGACGGUGCAAGACAACCUUGCUGAGGGUGUCGGCGUGAAACGGUGGGCGUUUAGGGCGCUCAAAACCUCGGUGUGUGAGCCUUGCAUCAUGGGGAAGCAAACGCGGCUCCCCUUCCUGGAAUCGAGGUCGGCGAGCACGGAGCCUCUCGAGCUGAGCCACAUGGACGUCUGCGGGCCGAUGCUGGUCCCCUCGGUCGGGGGUAACCGAAAGUUCGCCACGUUUCCGGACGACUACAGCAAGCUCUCGGUUGUAGUCCCCAUGAAGCAGAAGAGCAAGGUGGCCAAGGUGACCGAGCACGUGAUCAACCGGGUGGAGUUGCAAUCCGGGAAGAAGCUCAGGCCGGUGCGGACGGAUCGGGGGAAGGAGUACGUCAAUAAGGCCCUUAAAGACGUGUUCGGGUUCAAGGGGACGGUUCACGACAAGAUCGCCCCCUACACGGCCGAGCAGAAUGUGUCGGCAGAGCGCCUCAAUCGGCAAUGGAAGAGAAGCGACGGGAGGAUCAUAAUCUCAUGGGACGUCAUCUUUAAUGAGGGCGAGGGGGACAACGGGGUUGUUGAGCUAAGCUCCAACCCCACGGAGGGAUCCCAAGAGGCGGCCGGCGAGCGCGACACCGUGCCCGCACACGCGCACGCGCCCGCGAGCGACCGCUGCCGCGACGCACGCACGAUUUCCGAAACCGACCAAGUUUCGGAAACGGUGCGAGAGCGCAGAGCAGAGCCGGAAGAGAUUGCGGAGGACAUAGGAAUGCCAACAUCGGCUGCUCAGAGGUACCCCGCGCGUGAGAGACACGCGCCUGGUGAGUGGUACCGCGCCAACUUGGCGGCGAAUACGGAAGCCAGAGAACACCCAGGAACGGGGGAGCACUCAGAAGCGCAGAGUUCUCAGGAAGCCGUAGGGGGAGACGAGAGAGGCCUCUGGCGGAAGUCAAUGGACGAGGAAAUGCGUUCUCUAUUGGAGAACGGGACGUGGAAGACCGUCGAAAACCCGGAAAGGGUCAAGCCGGUUCCCAUAAAGUGGGUUUACAAGAUUAAACGGGACGCUCACGGGACUGUGGGGCGGUACAAGUCCCGGCUGGUGGCGAAGGGCUACUGCAGAAGCAUGGGAUUGACUUCGACGAGGUCUACGCCCCAGUGA